Quercus robur (English oak) is the source of this 1592-nucleotide messenger RNA. RefSeq lists its product as uncharacterized. NCBI's taxonomy places the organism in Eukaryota, Viridiplantae, Streptophyta, Magnoliopsida, Fagales, Fagaceae. The record is from RefSeq and is a predicted model, not a curated record. Bases 122 to 658 code for a protein of 178 amino acids. The transcript has 3 exons.
AGUCCCAAACGGUCCAAAUCCCACAAAGGAAACAGUAAGCAAAAAAAAGGCAAAAAAUAUCACAACAUUCUAUGUAGAGAGUAUCUUAUAUAGAAGAUUCAGAACAAGAUCUCUCUUAGAUAUGGCUAUGUCCAAAGUAGAAGAAGAAGAAGAGACAGAGAGGUCUGUUAUGGGCACUACAAAAGUGGUGUACUACUUAGAACCAUUAGUGUCAAAAGAGCUUCUCUGCAAAUUCCCUGACAAGUCAUCGGCUUUCGACUUCGACUACACGCAGAGCUCAAUAUGGUCCCCUUUGGUCCCUCGGGCUUACAGUGCCAUGGACUUGGAUUCUGAUUUUGAAGAUUUGGAUUUCAUGACACCCAAAAAUAGAAAGAUCUCAUUUGGUGGUGGUGCUAUGGUGUUGAGCAACAAAACCAAGUUGAAGAAAGUCACUUCCAACAUCAAGAAGAAGCUCAACAUCAAUCUUAAUCUUAAUGUUUUGAAGAUGAAGCACAUGCACAAGAACAAAACCAAGGCAUCUGAGUUCUCCCCAACUCCUCUGAAGCCCACUUUUACUUGUUUCCCACACACCACAAAGGCUUGGACUAAGGCGUUGAAAGUUGCCUCUAAACAUUUCAAGAAAAAGAAGAAGAAAGAUCCACGGCCCAUUUCAAGAUGAUUAUUCAAUUGGAAAUUUCUCUCUUUUUAGUCAAUUCAUUCAAAUCUGUAUUGCCCUUGCAGCGAGCAGGUACACCGUACGUACAUUACUAUCAUGUCAUUGAAAAGUAUAAAACUAUUAUUAAUUCUUGUAAUGCAUAAUAUUUGAAAUAGUAACGGCUAGUUGGGGUUGCGUGGGAUGAAAGUAUUCCUCUGAGUCGGUGAUAACAAAACAGAGAGUGAGAGUUUCUCCGUCUCCGUGCGGGAGUCGGAGAGUGAUGUAGUAAAUUUUUGUAUAUAUAUAUCUAUCCCACUUUGGCAAGAAAAAACCUAAACGCAAAAAUACUUUCUCUUGAAGAUUUCAGUACGCAAAAAUACUCUCUCCUGAAGAUUUCGGUAGUCAUGGCUAUGGCUAUGCUUUUGGGUUUAGAUGCAAGAACUCGUGUGGCUAUGGGUUUAGAUCCUAACCCUCGUAUGGGUUUGAAGAAGUCUCUCUCUUCUGCUUCUGCUUCUGCUUCUGCUUCUGGGUUUCCUUCAAAGCAGCAAGAUGAUGGUAACAAGAAGGAAGCGAUCUCAACGUUGUCUUCUGCUGCCGAGAAUGGUGAAAAGAAAGAGAGGAUUGUGGUCAAGAUUAAUUUGGCUGCAUGGCGGCAAAGGAAAGCGCAAAAGGAGGAAGAGGAGAAGAGGAAGUCAUUGGAGUUGAAACUUGAAGCAUCAAAAAGAAAGCUACAACUUGGAUACCAACAAGUUCAAAAGGCCAAAAGAAAGAUUCAAUUGGUGGAUUUGAGAGACAUCCCUAAGCCUGAGCCAGAGAUUAAUCUUUCCAAGAAAUCCAAGUGCUAUCACCGUCAUUGAUGAUGAUCUACAUGUUGAUGAUGAUUCUUUUUGUAUAUGAUUUUUUAAUUCUUUGUACUUAUAGUUCAUGAAGUAAUCAAGAUGAUAAUUUUACCAUUUUA